Messenger RNA from Lolium rigidum, 1472 nucleotides. RefSeq lists its product as uncharacterized. Lineage: Eukaryota; Viridiplantae; Streptophyta; Magnoliopsida; Poales; Poaceae. The transcript has 3 exons. Bases 1 to 1188 code for a protein of 395 amino acids. Gene Ontology annotation, molecular function: protein binding. The record is from RefSeq and is a predicted model, not a curated record.
AUGAGUGAGAGCGAGGGCGCCGGAACGAGACGCCGCCUCCCCGGCGCAUCGCCGGCGACGCCUGCCUCCCCGUUCGAAGUCGACGAUCUCCUCCGUGAGAUCCUCCUCCGCCUCCCGCCUCGCCCAUCCUCGCUUCCCCGCGCCUCCGCGGUCUGCACGCGCUGGCGAGGGCUCGUCGCCGACCCCAAGUUCCUCCGCCUCUUCCGCGCCCACCACCGGAAGCCGCCCCUCCUCGGCAUAAUCGAGCACGGCUACCAGGGGGUCCAGUUCACCCCCAUCCUGGACCCUCCCGACCGCAUUCCUCCGGAGCGCUUCCACCUUGGACCCUGCAGCCGCGGCACCGACGUGCUCGACUGCCGCCAUGGCCUCGUCCUCGUCAAUAACCGGGCGUCGGCGCGGAACGAGGUCCUUGUGUGCGACCCCAUCGCCGGCGAGCAGCGCCACGUGGCCAUUCCGCCGGAGCUGGAUCGGUACAUCCUCAAUGGGGCGGUGCUCUGCUCCGCCAGCGAGCAGGGUCACGUGCACGGCAGCUGCCACUCGAGCCCCUUCAAGGUGGUGCUGGUGGGAAAGCGAAGGAAUGAUCUCAUGGCCUGUGUUUACUCCUCCCAGGCUGGCGUAUGGGGCAAUCUCAUCACGACAGCCGCUCCAUUCCAUCUUUUCGCCCACCAUGUUCCUGCGACCCUCAUUGGUAACGCUCUUUACUGGUUGCCCUUUACCGACCGUAUAGUGGAGUUCGAUUUGGAUGGGCACAACCUAGCCGUGAUCGGGGGGCCUCCUGUUACAUGUGAUUUACAAGAUGGAAGCAGCCACAUCAUCCAGUCCGAGGAUGGUGCCGUUGGCUUAGCCAUAUUGUCUUACACAUGCUUACAAAUGUGGCAUAGAAAUGUUGAUCGCCAUGGCGUUGCCACAUGGGUUCUGUGGAAGACCAUUGAAACUCAAAACAUUCUUGGGCGACCUCGGACCAAGGCAGAUGGCGCUAUAAUGGGAUAUUCUCAGGAUACUGAUGAUUUAUUUAUAUACCUGGAACCAGAUGCAUAUAUGCUUCACCUUAAGUCGAUGCAAUCGAAGAUACUUCGUGGAAGCUAUCAGCCUAUCUUUAAGUACCAUCCCUUCACGAGUUUCUACUAUACACCAGGCACAACUAUUCGUGGAUGUGAUGAAGCUGACAUGCUGCAAAAAAAUCCAUAGGCUGACUGUCUAGUUUGAAGGGCUAAUCUGCUAUAAUGCUUCAACAGGUGAAACAAGUGCUGCUGCAGUUGUCCGUUGUCACUGAGUUUGCCUCAUCAAACUCAUCAUAUCAAUUUGGUAGGUGGUGUUUUCUGUCUGUACGCUAUCUAAAAACUUACUGAAUCCAUGGCUUAGUCCAGCCAAGGUUGUAAUGUAGCCAGAUGCUUUUGAAUCCAUGGCUUAGUCUAGUCAAGUUUCUAAUGUAGCAAGAUGCUUUUGAAUACCUAAUCUAGGGAAUUCAGCUU